Zychaea mexicana is the source of this 665-nucleotide messenger RNA. RefSeq lists its product as uncharacterized. The transcript has a single exon. NCBI's taxonomy places the organism in Eukaryota, Fungi, Mucoromycota, Mucoromycetes, Mucorales, Lichtheimiaceae. Bases 202 to 411 code for a protein of 69 amino acids. The record is from RefSeq and is a predicted model, not a curated record.
UACCUCCUCCAAUCCGCCACAUGUAAAAAUCAAAAGCAUAGUAUUGUAUUAACGUACAACUAAACAGUAACAGAAAAGCAUAACGGUAUCUUGUUAUUGUUCUCGAAUGCAAUAAGUUUAUCAUAUUUACAUAUUUCACCAUUACUUGAGUGAAAGGUUGAAGUUACUUACUGGCAGGAUAAAUACCCUAGAUUCUACCUCAUGCUAGUUUUUACGUUAGUUAUGGACAAUGUCGAUUUGCAGUUGAUUCUGACCAUUACCUAUUGUGAGUUACUCACAUUUCUUGUCAGUGGCACGGGAAAACGUAUAUCAUUCUUUACCUCCAUCAAAAUCUGUAUUGACAAUAUGAUAUGGAUGUGCUUCUACAGCUUCUUCAUCAUCCAUAAUCGCCUCUUCUUGGCAGCAAUAUGAUUACCAUUGGAAUACGGAAGUUCAUUAUACAACACGUCUUCUAUUGAACCUUCGGUGUCAUUUUCCAAAUGUGGAGUAUAAGUAGUAUGAAUAUUUGUCUUGACGAAAGAAGCUGAAACAAUAGGGCCCUGUCUGUUUUUUUAUCUUUUACUAUGCCCUUUAUCUCAAAAGGCUAUGGUUUGCUUGGCAAAGCUUCGUACGAAUUUUUCGUGUACAGUAUUCUUAUUCUAGUAGUAUGAAAGUAAAGAAGUUUG